AUGAGCAACAAAGGCUUGAGUAUAAAAAUGAUCGAAUCAAAGAUUUCAGAGUGCCCAAAGGAAUUAGAUGGACUUUAUGAAGACCUUCUUAAGAAUAUUGAGAACAUUCAUCUGAGUGGGUCAAAAAGUUCACUGAACGAGUACGAAGAUGAAAGCAAUCCUUACUGCAUCCUCAAUGAUCGAAAAAUGAAAACAAGAAUGAUAUACUUGAGCAGAGGUCUUGUAGAUAUUGCGAAUUCGGAUUUAGCAAAGGACAAACCUGUUGUUGGAUUUCAUCAUGACAUAAUCAAAGGCUUCAUACUUACGAAAGGUCUUAAAUACCUCUACAAUAAACUGGCAGAAUUACAAGGUCUUAAUUAUCUAAUUCAAGACCUUACUAUGAAGGCCCAUUUGCAACUGGCAAAUACAUGUCUAAACUAUUUAUCAACAAGAGAAAUUGAAAAGGAAAAAGGAUUUCGGAAAACAGAUGAGUGCAGGGUCGAGAUUACAAAGGAACAAAGUAUAGUUAUGAAUAGAAUGGACAAAGAGGGAAAUGUACCUCUCCAUUGGGCUGCAUUGAAAGGACACCUUAAAAUAGUAGAAAUUUUGAAGAGACAAGGAGCGGAAAUCCAUACGAUAAAUGAAAAACAUUGCACAGCAUUUUUACUAGCGACGGUGAACGGUCAUAUCGAAGUGGUCAAGUUCUUAUAUGAGCAUGGAGCAGAUGCAGAUAUCCAUACAGCAAGCAACAACGGCUGGACUCCAUUAUAUGCAGCAUCAUAUAAUGGUCAUAUCGAAGUGAUCAAGUUCUUGUAUAUGCAUGGAGCAGAUAUUCAUACACCAGAUAAUAAUGGUUGGACUCCAUUAAAUGCAGCAUCAUAUAAUGGUCAUAUCGAAGCUGUAAAGUUCCUUUCUGCAAUUUCUGAAGUGCCUUCAAACUGA
Molecule: messenger RNA, 921 nt
Organism: Sclerotinia sclerotiorum 1980 UF-70
Lineage: Eukaryota; Fungi; Ascomycota; Leotiomycetes; Helotiales; Sclerotiniaceae
Exons: 4
Coding region: 1-921 (306 amino acids)
Molecular function (GO): protein binding
Source: RefSeq, a predicted model, not a curated record